Molecule: messenger RNA, 2949 nt
Organism: Heterobilharzia americana
Lineage: Eukaryota; Metazoa; Platyhelminthes; Trematoda; Strigeidida; Schistosomatidae
Source: the annotation of a GenBank genome assembly
AUGAGUCUUUCUCAUUCUACAUCACCGAAUUUCGGAGGAAAGUCCGUUUUCAACACUACUGGUCGGUCUCAGUCAGUUACUGGCGACGGAUAUUUACAAGUAAAUAAUAAUUGCUUUGAAGAAGAAGAAGAAUGGCAAUCAAAGUUGGAUAAAUGGCGUGAAAAGCGUCGUCAAGCCUUACGCACGGAAGCAACGCAUUUGGUCUUACUACAAGAACGUGAAAGCAAGGAGAAUGAAAGGCGCAGAGAAGAAGCGAAAGACCGCCUACGCCAAGUCAAGAAUCAGCGUAGCCUUGUAGGUAGCGGCCAUAUAUCCUCAUUAGAACUAGCUUCACCACCAACGAUAAAAAGCCCUGGUGUUGCACUGUUAACGGGUAGUGCUUUUGAUCCACUGGCCGUUAGUCAUUUGGAAAGACACGUAGACGCAGUUGCAACUUCACAAUCUGUUCCUGUGAACAAAUCCCGAUCGACUGAAAGUCCAGAACUUCUUAAUUCAAACUCCUCUGAGAUUGACUUAAAUGGAAUUUCCGAUUGCUCCCCACCUGUGCGACAAACCAAAACAGAACUUCUAAAAAACACUACUGACAAAAUAAUCGAUAUUUCCCCUUCGAAGAAUGAUUCUAUCUUAAAACAUGCUAAAUACAACCCUAUUGAAAUAAUUCGCGAUCCUUCAACGGAUGGCCGUGCUCCACCUGAUAGUGGGUCUGAUAACCAAAAGCUUAUAUCCUCCCCAGAAACAAAAAACAGUGUUGAUUUAUUCACUAAGCAUGAAGAUUAUUCAGAAUGCAAAUUACGUUUAUCAGCAAGACCUGGAGUUUCAGAAUCAUGUUGGGGACUAACAGUUAAAGCUGAAGGUCCUUCAAAUACAUCCCCAUUUGUCGUUGAACGUGUGAAAAUAGGUAGUUCUGCAGAUAUCUGCGAGUUUCAAAAGGGUGACAUAUUAACGUGUAUCGAUGGCGUAAACCUGGGCAUAAAUAAACGAAAUAGUAACAAAUUUACUGAUCAAAUUACAAAAUUGAGCGAUCUAGAAAAAUUGAUGACACAGUUAGCUGUGACCAACAGACCUAUAACAGUUCUGGUCUUACGAAAGGCAGAUGAAUUUGACGAGGCUAACUAUGGUGAACAUGAUGCAGUUGAAGACUACGCGAUUGAAUCGUCAACCCAAAAAUCCUUAUAUUCACAAAGCAAUGUUGAUAACUCUGAUAAUGAAUGCUCUGAAGUAGUUAUCUCUCCAACUUCAGUUGCUUCUACUAAAGUGUCCGCUCCUGAUGCUCCAGUUUCGCAAAGACCUAUCACAAUUAGUCAUUCACUUCAUAUGAUGCAUUCUGAAAGUUCUAUUCAAAUUUCGGAUGAUGAAGUUAGCAACUCAUCUGUGUCAUCCAUCUGCGAAGAAAACGAUGUUCGUGUGUUUAACCGUCAGAAAAGAAGUGUUGUCGGCGUUUCAUCCACAUCAAGUUUUAGUAGUGAUAAGAACGAAGUUCGCGUAUUUAAAACGUAUCAAAGUAAAUUCGAAACUGAAAAAGUUGGAACCACAUGUAUGAGUACACCAAGUCAAUCAGACUUGAUUCACUGUAAUGGAACUUCAAGCGCUAAACAAGAUGCAGAGAUCACUUUAAUGGAACCAGUACAUUUUACACUAGCAACUGCAUCCAUACUAUCCCCCUGUAUUCAGACCAACUACCAGGUGCGAACACCCACAUUAGCUAUGGAAGAUAUUGCAACAGCUGUUUUUGAAAAUGAGAAUAAAUCUCAUGAGAAAAGCCGCUUUGUAAAUACAUCACUUGAAUACCUACCAACUUCUGCUUCAAAUACUGUUCAAACGUCUUCCAUAUCAACACUCAAUUAUGCAAAUGUAACUUCACCUUCUUGGUUAUCCCCAAGAAUGAGACAUACGUCACGAACAUUUCACAUUCAUCCAAAGCUUCCAGACUCAUCUAAUGAUAUACCUUUUCACAUACCCUCCGGUAGUCGGGGUUCGUUUACAUUGAAAUAUAAGCAGAAUUCGUUACCUAAUCCUCCCCCAUCAUCUUACUUCUUAUGUGAUGCAAAUCUAGUUAAACCAACACAAAUCAAUUCUGCUCGACCAAAUAUUCCUCCACGUCCCAUUUCCAAAACAUCUCGUGCACCCUCUCAGUUUUCAAGUUCCAUAACGGUCUCUGAGUCGAGAUCGCUCCCAUUAGUUUCCGGUGAGACUAGCGGAGUGAAUCCAACGAAAACUGGUUUUAUUUCUGAAUUAACCAAAAGUUCAUUCUCACAACCUUCAGAUUCCGAUGCUUAUCCGAAUACCUCAAAGAUUUUCCCUCCACCACCCCCUGCAGCACCUCUACCGGUAACUAAACAGAAACAACUACACCAAAAUCCGCUUCACAACAGCAAUCAGAAAACUGAUGUUGAAGGUUAUUUAGAAAAACCGGGAAUUGAACGUAAAGGCGUAAACUCUUCCAAUAAAGUCAAGACUCCAUUGCCAACGCCGCCUCAAAAAUAUGCAGAUUUAGAGGCUGAAGUUCCACCUGUCCCUCCUCGAACUCCACACGUGAGAAUAGUCGACCUUGACCAGUUAUGCGCAGCGUGUAAUGCAAAAUUAGGCUUUGAGGAUUCAAUGGUUAUCGAGUCAUUAAAUCUUUACUAUCACUUACCUUGUUUUGUGUGUGCAAGAUGUGGCAUUUUACUAGGCGAUGGCCUCUCAGAUGUUGAAGUCCGUGUUCGACGUAACUUGCUUUAUUGUUCAAGUUGCUAUUCAAAGGACCGCAUGAACUUGACUGAUAACAAGACUGAAUAUGAUCCAAAGACGCGUUCCCAACAGCCUGCUUCACAACCGCUAAAACCACCGAGACCAACUGACAGACGACAUCAUCGGCAUGGCUCUGAACAACAACCAUCUAAUCUAAAUAAACUUAGAUCAGGUAGAAAUAAUGCGGUUGUAAAAGCAAGUUAUUUUGCCAAGUUUUGA